Messenger RNA from Aspergillus affinis, 3834 nucleotides. Its product is annotated as NACHT nucleoside triphosphatase. The transcript is spliced from 7 exons. Gene Ontology annotation, molecular function: protein binding. The record is from RefSeq and is a predicted model, not a curated record. The coding region runs from base 1 to 3834 and encodes 1277 amino acids. NCBI's taxonomy places the organism in Eukaryota, Fungi, Ascomycota, Eurotiomycetes, Eurotiales, Aspergillaceae.
AUGCGAGGAGAUGUUAUUCGCGCUUACGAGAAGAUGAUACAGGACGAGGGCGACAAUGCAGUGAUACAAGGAGCACGUCCCCUUUGGAACGAUGCAGUUCAGCUUCUUUUUGAUCUUAUAGAUGAGGGAACCACCACGAUCUGUAUUGAUGCAAUUGACGAGUGCGAUGAAGACUUCCUGGACGAACUCCUGGAAUUGAUUCAUCGUCUAUUGACCAGAGCUGAUGGAGGCCAAGUCAAGAUCCUCAUCUCCAGUCGCCCGUCAUUGAACGUUGCUGGUCGGCUUUCCUCUGCGCCACUUCUUUCCGUUGAGGUGGGCCAUAAUAGCACAGAUAUUGAGGCAUAUGCUCGGGAAAAGGCCGCAAAAUGUGUGGAAAAGAUGGGGAGUUCUGCUACAAUAAGUGAAACAGAGAAUGAACUAACAAGACACCUAGUCGACGGUGCCCAGGGCAUGUUUCUUUGGGUUAAGCUACGGGCCUUGGUGUUGCUUCGCCGAUCUGGCCGUUCCAUUUUCAAAGAGGAAAUGUUUCAGCCAUUCAGAGAUCUUCAUAAGGCUUUGGUGGACCUUUUUGAAGAUAUCUACAUCACUAUCAACAAUGACCCACGAGAGUCAAGAGCUUACCAAACAGCGUUAAUUAUAUUCCGGUGGCUAUUGUGUGCACAGGCGCCUGUUCGAGCAGAGGACCUCGUUCGGGCCCUCGCUCUGUAUAUGGAGAGAGGCAACAUUGGCUCCGAUGCAAAUGCCACGGAAUUUUCUGUACCCAUGGUGCUUGAAAGCUGUCAAGAUCUGAUUGUGGUUGACAAAGAUAGCAACGAGUUCCGUUUCAUCCACACGGCGGUACGUGACUUUCUUGAACAGAAAGAUGGGCUGCAGCCGCAGGCACAGCAUGCAGCUGUGUCUGAUCUUUGUUUAGCCACUGUUCAAAGAUCCUGGCUACCCCAGAUCCAGCCUGCUUCUUCGCUUGUCCUUGGGUGGAAUGAUCCCCAUAAAGACAAGAUAAUCCAGGCUCUUAGCUCACCAGCUACCUCAUUUUUCACUGCCUGUGCGUUUGGAUUCAAUAAUGUCAUUGGUCACUUCAUACAAUUGAGCAAAGAUUACAUAGACAGGACGAAUAACAUGGGUGCCACAGGCCUCCACCUCGCCUCUAAAUAUGGUCACCAGGAAAUUGCUGAGGCGCUCUGCAGAGCAGGCGCUCAUGUGGACCCCAUUGAUAAUGACAGCAAGACCCCUCUGAUUCGUGCAGCUGCGGGGGGCUACAAGGCUCUGGUCUUGAUGUUGCUAAAGGCAGGCGCCAGAGUCCGAGCACAAGGCCGGCGGUAUGGUACAGCGCUACAUGGCGCUGCCCUUCAUGGCCAUUUGGACGUGGUCGGGAUUCUUCUAGAUCAUGAGGCCGAUAUCAAGGCUACUGGUGGCCAAUUAGGAACGGCCCUACAUGCAGCCUGCCUUCGCGGCCAUGUGAGGGUAGUCAAGCGGCUUUUGGACGCCGGCGCGGAAAUAGAAGCACCAGAUCGGACCAGAAAUGAACAAGAGACACUUGAGAAGCCUGGAAAUGGGACUACAACGGCCGCCAGCAUUCUUAGUGUCGUCAAGAACGUACUGGAACAAGAACGAAACAAUCGAGAUGUGAAUUUGUACAUCUUACCGCAAGGCUUUGGUAUGCCAUUACAUACUGCUGCUCGAGCGGGCCAUGAAGCGGUCGACAAAGUACUGCUAAGCUACCCUGGAAUAUCACCUAACCGCAUAGGCGGCGAAUAUGGCAUUGCGUUGCAAUCUGCCGCCGUGGCUGGUCAAACGACUAUCGUCCGGCAACUCAUCGAUGCUAAAGCCUACCCCGACAUGCAAGCUGGGAAGUACGGUACGGUGCUGAUUGCAGCUUGCCGCCAGGCCAGCAUUGGAAUUGUGGGGCUUCUCCUGACAUCAGGCGCUUCAGUAAAUGUUCAGGCGGCUGUCUAUGACACCGCCCUUCCUGCAGCGUGCCGUAGUGGUAAUCAUCUUUUGGUACAGCGAUUGCCAAACUCAGGAGCCGAUGUCAAAUUGACCGGGGGCGAUUAUUGUACUGUCUUACAAGCAGCGGCUCGAGAGGGAUACGAGAAGAUAGUGCAGCUGUUGCUUCAGCAGGGUGCCGAUGUCAAUGUCAAGGGCGGAUCUUUUAGGAGUGCCCUGCAGGCUGCUGCUGUGGGCGGCCAUAAGCGGGUGGUGGAGAUGCUGCUGAAGGCCAAAAGAGAUGUGGAUGAUGAUGUAAAUCACUUCAGCGAUGUCUUCAGCACGCCGCUACAAGCAGCAUUGGCAGGACGCCAUGAUUCCGUCGCGCGAUGGCUCUUUGAGAAGGGGGCCAAAGCCACUAAAUCCAGAGGCAGAUGGGGAACAAGCCUCCAACUUUCAGCGCUGUCCGGGAAUGCGGACCUCGUUAGCUUAUGCCUCAAACAGGGUGAGGGUGCAGAGACUUGUAAGAGAACCCAUGGUUUUGAUAGAGAGGCAAUUCAGCAACUCGGCUUCAUUCUACCAACUUGUAUCGGGGAGUAUGAUCCAUAUCCCAUGGUACUCGCGGUGACUGGAGGCUACACCCAGAUUGUCACGCUCUUAUUGGAAGCGCUACCUCCCAAAGUCUCCAUGAGUAGCGAUGAUAAUUACAACUCCGACUACAAGGAUAGUUCCGACUAUACUUAUCACUCUGAUUAUUAUAGCUCGGACUUGUCCUCGUCUCAUGGCCAGUGCGGCCUGUAUCAUGCACUACUGUUGACCCUAGAGACAAACCAAGAGGAAGUAGUCAGUCUAUUGAUAGAUCAUGUGCUACCCAUUGAUCUUGAAACACGCGCAUGUCGGAAAGCGAGACUUAGCGUGGUGGUCAAAUUGCUAGAACUAGCUGAAAACCAUACGCCAGAGCAGGACAAACACCACAAGAACCUGUAUGCCCUAUCCAAGGCGAUCCACUGGAAAAGACUUGAGCUCAUGGAGCUACUGCUGCAGCGGGUUAUCCAGAGAAAGAAUUUUGUGUCCAGUGAUCUGGCGGAAGCUCUACAUAAUACAGUAUCUUGUGAGAGCCUGGAAAUUGUCAACAAGUUGCUUGACUGUGGCGCGAAUCCUACCGUGGAGUCUGAUUCCUUCAAGGAGUCUCAACAUGUCAAGCCAGACUUUAACGGGCACACUGGUGCUGAUGUAAACGCUAUUGGUGGCUACUACGGCACGGCAGUCCAGGCAGAAGCAGCAGGCGGGCACGAAAGCAUUGUGCAACGGCUCAUUUAUGCAGGGGCAAACCUGCACUACCAGGCCGAUACGAAAGCAAAGUGGCUUCCAUGGUACCGUACUUCAAGCAGCCGCAGUGACCGGAAAUGUGAAGUAUGUGGCCAUAUUGAUAGAGGCUGGUUCGGACAAACGCCCCUCCACCGGGCCGCGUACUACGGGAACAGCGCGAUAGUGACUCUUUUGCUGGCCAAGGGAGCCAAUACUGAAAUUAUUGACCGUGAAGGCUGCAGUCCUGUGCUUCUCACGGCGCCAAUGGGUCAUCGAGAGAUUUUCGCCUGCCUUCUGGCCUCAGCGGCCCAGUCUGGUACCAGCUCCGUGACCCAAGAACAGCAGCUACUGCAUUCGGCAUCACGAUACGGGCAUAUUGGCAUCUUUGAGCACCUAGUGGCUGAGCAGGACAUUGUAGACCUAUUAGAUGACAACGAUCAGACCGCUUUGUCCAUUGCUGCCUCGAGUGGACAUUGUUCCACGGUGCGCUUUCUCAUCGACAAAGGGAGUGAUAUCAAUCAUCAUGCUCAUGACCGACUAACAGCACUCCACCUAGCCGCAGACUCUGGUUAUGACGACGUGGUUCGUCUCAUUUUGAAAUAG